UCUCCCUCCUGUGCACGGGAGGCCCGGGCCAGCCUCCCGCCGAGGCUCUGCCCUGCUCUGCCGCCCAAGGCUUCUGUCGGCCCGGCGCCCCGCUCCGCUCCGCCCGGCCCCGCGCCCUCCGCGAGUUUGCUCCGGGGACUUGCUGUCUGUUUCCUCCUCUUCCUUCUUUGUUGCUCUGAAAAGCGGCCUCGCCAGAGCCCCCCACUCCGGAGGGAGUUCGAGUCCCGCGGACCCGCCGCCCGCGUUCGUCCUCCGCAGGCAGCCCGCCCGCCGCCCGCCUUCAUUGAUGCACCCCUUCCAGUGGUGUAACGGGUGCUUCUGUGGCCUGGGACUGGUUAGCACCAACAAGUCCUGCUCAAUGCCACCCAUCAGUUUCCAAGACCUUCCCCUCAACAUCUACAUGGUCAUCUUUGGCACAGGCAUCUUUGUCUUCAUGCUCAGCCUCAUCUUCUGCUGCUAUUUUAUCAGCAAACUCCGGAACCAGGCACAGAGUGAACGAUAUGGAUAUAAGGAGGUGGUGCUUAAAGGUGAUGCCAAGAAGUUACAAUUAUAUGGGCAGACAUGUGCGGUGUGUCUGGAAGACUUCAAGGGGAAGGACGAGCUAGGCGUGCUCCCUUGCCAGCAUGCCUUUCACCGCAAGUGUCUGGUGAAGUGGCUGGAAGUCCGCCGUGUGUGCCCGAUGUGUAACGAGCCCAUUGCCGGUCCCUCGGAGGCCACCCAGAGCAUCGGGAUCCUGUUGGAGGAGCUGGUGUGAGCACUGCCUCUCUGCUGAGACUUCACUCCUCGUGGGCGCCUGGUCCCUUUGCACAGCUGCAAUGAACAAGACUGCUAGGUGGUGACAGGUCCCAUUCACCUGAAAGGGAGCAUGGCACAGGGCUGGUCUUCCACUGUCAGGGUGAGACCAGUGCCAGGCCUGCCCACCCUUCUGCCUCCUGGAGCCUUCUUCCCUGCUACUCUGCUCUGGCGGCGUCCCCCGUCAAGGCCACUGUGUCCUGGUACUGGACUAUCUGCCCGCCUUGUCCCUGCUCUGUGGGGAGGGAAUCCACCUUUAUCUGGCCAAGAACAUGGGGAAACCCCUUCCAAGUUCCCUUUAGGAGAAUGAGCUGCCUUGACCUAGCAGGGAUAAGGUGGGCUCUGCCCACCUGCAGGCUUCCCUCCCCUCUCUAUUCCUUCUGGAGGAAGGUUAGAAGGAAGGGAACAAAAGAUGAAGGAACUAAGAACCUCCAGUGGAGGGGGGCGGGCUCUGUAUGAAACAGGGAAGGGCGGGGACAUAUAAAAGGAAAAAGUCAGUGUUUACAUGGGGCCUGCUGGCUGACCACAGGGCAGUGCAGGGGCAGAUCCCUUCCCCUGCCAGGAUCUGAGGUGCUGUCCACGCUUUCCCUCUUCCUCCGUUAAUCUCAGAGCUUCCUAUUCCAUGUUGGGGUCUGGGUGCCCCUCUAGAGGAAGGGCUUGUUCUACACUCACAUUGACUCCCAGGGGCUUUUUCUAAAGGAUCAAAAGGGGCCUGGGGAUGGGGGUGUCUGAAGGUUAAGGUAGCAGCAGAUGCCUUCUUUCCCUUUGUAAAUAGUAUUUUUGUACUUCAUCCUCACCUUCUCAGGCUUUAUACAGGGAUUCCCCAGAAUGAAGGGGGUGGGGGCCUUCUGUUCCUCCCUGGGAAUGGGUGAGGGUGGGAAAAAGUUAUGUAUUUAAAGACAAUUAAAUUUAAUAAGUUUCUCUAACCUC
Molecule: messenger RNA, 1722 nt
Organism: Galeopterus variegatus (Sunda flying lemur)
Lineage: Eukaryota; Metazoa; Chordata; Mammalia; Dermoptera; Cynocephalidae
Gene: RNF122
Product: ring finger protein 122
Exons: 6
Coding region: 287-754 (155 amino acids)
Molecular function (GO): zinc ion binding
Source: RefSeq, a predicted model, not a curated record